Messenger RNA from Macrobrachium nipponense, 637 nucleotides. RefSeq names its product ubinuclein-1-like. The record is from RefSeq and is a predicted model, not a curated record. NCBI's taxonomy places the organism in Eukaryota, Metazoa, Arthropoda, Malacostraca, Decapoda, Palaemonidae. The coding region runs from base 290 to 637 and encodes 115 amino acids. The transcript has 5 exons.
UGAAUAUUUCAGCCUCCCUUAAUAAACUAAAAGAAGAAGGCCAUGCGUGUAAAGGAUCAAGCCAAAAAGUUUUUUUACAGAUGCUGUUAAUAAAUUAUUACUAAGUAUCGUCAUUAAGUUGAAUAAAUUGGGUGUAAGAAAGAAAACACAGAUAUACAAUCAUCUCUCACAACAUUUGCCAUGCGGUACCCAGACAAUUGUUAAACGAGCAAAAAAUCUCCUCACUGAGAAACAGGAAAUUAGAAUACGGGAACCCCUCUAUAGAUUAAAGCUAGCAAUAAAUUCAGUGAUGCCUUCAUUGAUAGAACAGCAUGCCCUUGAAUGUCAGAAGGCUGUUGAAUCUAAGGGUGAAAAUGGAGGUGCUCCUGUGGAAGAUGAAGAAGAAGAUGGUGAUAAGAAAAAAUGUAAACUUCCUAAGAAGAAAUUUGUUUUCAAUGAUGAAAUCAGGAGUUGCUUGUGUAAUGUUGUCAGAGUUCGGGUUCAGUUUUGGCACUUGAUCAGGAAGCGAUGUGAAUCUCCCGAGGAACACAUACGAAUGUUCCUUGAUAGUGAAGUACGACCCUUGUGGCCCAAAGGCUGGAUGAAUUCCAGGAUACUUUACAAAGAAAGCUACUCAGAACAUGCUGUACUUACGUGA